AUGAUAAUUGGUAAUUUAGAACUCCAUACAUACCAAGCAACAGUUUCUGUUCAAAGCUGUGUUGAAAACGUUGGAAAUUUUAAGGCAUCAAGUCUUUAUAGGCAAACAGAAGGAUAUCUUUGGGAAAUUUCAACUGUCACUCUUGAAUCAUCUGAUCAAAACUUUAUAAUGAUCGAAAACAUUUGUAUACCAAUUGCAUUCAACAGUUUAAUUGUUAAAGAUUUAGAUUAUUAA
Dictyostelium purpureum is the source of this 234-nucleotide messenger RNA. RefSeq lists its product as uncharacterized. The transcript has a single exon. The coding region runs from base 1 to 234 and encodes 77 amino acids. The record is from RefSeq and is a predicted model, not a curated record. NCBI's taxonomy places the organism in Eukaryota, Evosea, Eumycetozoa, Dictyosteliales, Dictyosteliaceae.